Messenger RNA from Durio zibethinus, 3320 nucleotides. Lineage: Eukaryota; Viridiplantae; Streptophyta; Magnoliopsida; Malvales; Malvaceae. The record is from RefSeq and is a predicted model, not a curated record.
CACUGGUCACUAGUUUCUAGCUGUUAAGAGAUUGUUAGAAAGACUUUCCAAAGCAAAUCUUGGUAAAAGGAUCUCAUCAUCAAACAAAACACAACAAGACACAACAAAUGCACUUCACUGCUUCUUGACUUCUUUUUCUCUUUCUUAAUUGCUCAGUUGUUUUGCUUUGCUUUAGUUACUAUCUCUCCCUGUCUCUCUCAUCGCUAUUUGCAGAAGAUACAGCUCACUUCCUUCAAAACCCACUUCCAUAACCUUUUUUACUUCCAAAAUAAUGUUUCAACCACUUUCAUCUUCACCUACCUUCAUUUCCUCAAUGGCCCAUUAACUCUCUAUUUUACUUUGUUUUCUUAGUAACCCAACUGAAGUCUGAGGUUAAAGGUCAAACCUUUUGUGUCAGGGUUUCAUUUUCUUGUUUUUGAUUGCAAGAGGUUUCCUUUGCUACAUCAAAAGGUCUGCUUAGAUGAAAAUGUUUAGCUUUUCUCGUAGACGCAUGAAGCUUGGCAGAGUGAAGAAAGUACAGCUUUCAGAGUCUGCUCAUGGAAUUAAAAGUCCUAUAAGACCGCCCAAACGAAGCAACAAUACCAAUGUAGAGUCUGCUAUGCCUGCUGGUGUUCAUUCUGAUGAACUUAAGUCCCAUUGUCCUUCAACUGCACCUGAGAUUAAUUCAUCAGGGAACUCUGAGAAUUGGAUGGUGUUGUCAGUUGCUGGGGAAAAGCCUGUACCGCGUUUUAAUCAUGCAGCUGCUGUAGUGGGGAACAAGAUGAUAGUGGUUGGUGGUGAAUCUGGGAAUGGAUUGUUAGAUGAUGUGCAGGUUCUUAAUUUUGAUCAUUUUUCCUGGACCACGGCAUCGUCAAAGCUUUACUUGUCUCCAAGCAGUCUUCCUCUGAAGAUCCCUUCAUGCAAGGGCCAUAGUCUGGUUUCAUGGGGGAAAAAAGCCCUCCUUGUUGGAGGCAAAACUGACCCUGGCAAUGACAGAGUUUCAGUAUGGGCACUUGAUACAGAGACAGAAUGUUGGUCAGUUAUGGAAGCAAAAGGAGAAAUACCGGUUGCUCGAAGUGGUCACACAGUGGUUAGGGCAAGCUCCGUUUUAAUCCUUUUUGGGGGUGAAGAUGCUAAAAAGAAGAAACUGAAUGACCUACAUAUGUUUGAUCUGAAGUCUCUGACAUGGCUCACUCUUCAGUGCACGGGUACAAGACCAUCUCCAAGAUCCAAUCAUGUGGCAACUCUUUAUGAUGAUAAAACCCUUUUCAUCUUUGGUGGAGCGUUAAAGUCUAGGACAUUGAAUGACUUAUACUCACUUGACUUUGAAACGAUGGUAUGGUCAAGAAUAAAGAUGCGGGGUUUUCAUCCAUCACCAAGAGCUGGUUGCUGUGGUGUUCUGUGUGGAGCGAAAUGGUACAUAGCAGGAGGUGGAAGUAGGAAAAAAAGUAUGCCUCGUACCAGACAUACAGAGACUUUCAUCUAUGAUGUUUUAAAGUCUGAGUGGUCUGUGGCCAUUGCAUCACUUCCAUCUUCAAUCACCACUAACAAGGGAUUUAGCCUAGUACUCGUGCAGCAAAAGGAUAAGGAUUUUCUUGUUGCGUUUGGCGGAUACAGAAAGGAGCCAUCAAAUCAGGUUGAAGUACUGAUUAUUGAGAAGAAUGAAUCAUCCAUGGGCCGGCGAUCUACUCCCAUUAAAUCUGCUGGACAAAUGCAGCUUGGAAAACGUUCAUCAUCUGCAGGGUCAGCUGGCCAACUUAUGAAUGGUUCUUCCCAACGAUCAGUUGAUUCUGCAGCUAGACAAAAUCUAGCCUCUGCAAUUGAACAUGGUUCUGGUAGGAGAUCGUUGUCAGAGUUGUCACUUGUGGAUCAAAAUCUUCUUUCUGGAAAUGUCUCACUACGGAAGCAAUUUAUUGAUGAGGAAGAAUACAACACUACUGUUAGAAUAACAAAGAGUUCAGAGGACUUAACUUCUAUUCUGGUGGCGACAGAACAGAAAACAAAUCAAUCUGAUACAGGAAUUCAGACUAAUGCUCCUGGGACCAAAAUCAGUUUGGACGAAUUGUUCCCAUUUGAAUCUGAAAGUUCAAAUCCCCAGGUUGAAGGGAUCUUAAAAAUGCCCAUGGAUAAUGAUAAUUUUGUAUUUCCAGAAACAGAUGAUAAAUCAGGUGCCCUGUUGGCUCCAUCAAGCAUAUAUCAAUUUUAUGAGACAAGAAUGUCUGCCCUGAGUAGAAAAAAUGGAAUUUUAGAAGUACAGUUGACAGCUGCAUUGGCAAGCCGAGACACUGUGGAGAGAAAUUUAGCUUCUGCUCUCAAGAGCAAAGAGGAGAUGGAGAAAAGACUUGCAGACACAAUGAAGGAGAUGGAAUUGCUAAAAGAGAAACUAGCUGGCACAGAACUUGCACAAGAAGAGGCCAACAACUUAUCUAACAUUGUCCACUCAGACAAUGUACGACUUGAACAUGAUGUAGCUUUCCUUAAGGCUGUUCUAGAUGAUACUCAAAAGGAGCUGCACUCAACCAGAGGAGUCCUUGCAGGGGAGAGGGCCAGAGCAUUCCAACUACAGGUUGAAGUUUUCCAUCUCAAACAAAGGCUGCAAUCCUUGGAGAACCGAGCACCCACUCCUAGGAAACCAUUCAAUGUAUAGUGUCAGAGUGAAUCUGAUUAGCAUCAGUUAUCCAUCUAUUUGCCAUAACAUGAUGCGAGGUAGGAGGAACAGUGAACCUGCCUGGAAUCGAGCAUAUGCAGAUUCGUAUUCUUUUGGUACUUUACUCUGUAUAUACGUAUAUCAACCACUAUGUCAAAUGUUUCCCCUGAUGUAACCUCUACUGAUUAGUACUAUUGAGCUAUAGCGUGGCUUUGAUCUCAGCGGGCUUCUUGGAGGAACCCUGACUAAAUGUAAUGGUCGGAAUCUAGCUGCUGACUGCAUUAUGUUCAAGUCAAUCGACAGCAGCUGAAGAGUUUUAGCUUCUGUCUUUCAAACAAUGCAUAUGGAUGUUUGAUUGCCUUAAAACUUGUGUAUAUUUAUGCCAUGAUCUUGUAUGAACAAAGAAUUUGAAUCAAUCAUUUUCGCUGGGUACAUGUGGUCAAGCUUUACAUUUUCAGAUUUGGAUAGUUUCUUUUGAAGGUGUUGAUCCAUGAUGAACCACAGCUAGUAGCAGUCGUAUUUUAAAAAUCAGUGAUCUGUGUCUGGUAAUUAUAUCACUUUGUUUCAUAAAUUCGUGAAAUUGACAUACGUAAAUAAAUUUGCUUGAAUUAAUGAAAAAACAAACUGUACUGUAUCCAUAUUCUCGAUAUCUACAAAAUCGAAUGUAUUGGUGAUUCCGAUCCAAAUGUAAAAG